Molecule: messenger RNA, 1373 nt
Organism: Leptidea sinapis
Lineage: Eukaryota; Metazoa; Arthropoda; Insecta; Lepidoptera; Pieridae
Product: transmembrane protein 164
Exons: 7
Coding region: 340-1191 (283 amino acids)
Source: RefSeq, a predicted model, not a curated record
ACUGUCAAAGGCUCUCAAAAACUGAACUCUGAACUACUCUGAAGUCUGAAGGAAAAAUCACUACCUACACGUAGGUACCUAUCACUUCACUCCCUCAAGUCAAAAAUCAAAAUUAAAAAUUCAGAUGUAGGUACCUACUAGGCACUGGCUACUAGGUACUUAGUAAUAAGUAGACAGGGACACUCUUGGUAUCUACAUUAUCUAUAGUUGUGCAAUGUGCAGGAAUCAAAGCAUUGAGGAUUAACUAAUUUGUGUAUGUAGGUUAAUUAUUGUUGUAUUCAGUAGACAAUAUGUAUCCAGAUACCAUUAAAACAAUAAUGCCUGUUUAAAACUACUAAAAUGUUUGAAUGGGCUUAUAGUGGUGCUAAUAGAGCUGUUCCUAGAAAUGUUGGCCCUGAAUGUGCAUAUUUUCUUUCAACCCAAAGACAGAUUAUUGAAACUGUAAUUGUUGUAGCAGUUUGCAUUUAUAUAAUUGUUAAAACAUAUCCAAAAUUGCACAUUCCUGAAGAUGCUGCCUAUAUCAAAAGUGAUAGAGGUGGUAAAAGAUUAUUAGUAAUUCUUCUGGCACUACUAUGGGGUAUGGAAAUCGGUUUCAAAUUUGCUUCUCGCACUAUAAUUUAUUUGUUGAAUCCCUGCCAUGUUACAACUCUUAUUCAGAUAUAUUUAUUAGCAGCACCACCUAGCAAAUUUGUAACAGCACUAUUUCGAAUUCACCUGAACUUACUAAAUGGACCUCUUCUAGCUUUCUUAUUUCCAGAAACAGCAUCAAGAACUAUAUUUGCAGAAGCAUCAUUAUAUUGGAUUCAACAUGGGAUGAUGUUUGUCAUUCCUUACUAUCUACUCAGAAUUGGUGGUGUAUAUAAUAUUGAACCCUUGUGGGAUUUUAAUUGGUCUAUUUUUAGCUACUGCCUUAAUCUAUUGUACCACUUCGUCAUCUUGCAAGUGAUUGCAAUUCCUGCUCAAGUAAACCUAAAUCAUAUGCUAUGUCCCGCCAUUCUGGACCCAUUCGAUGGGCCCUGGUACAGAAUGGCAGCUCUGGUUCAUCAAGCACUGCUGUGCCCAUUAUUAUGUAAAGUUUUUUGCCUCGUUGCAGACUUUUGCCUUACUAAAUUUCCGCCUACAAAAGUGAAACCAAAGAUGAAAGAUAAUUUAAUAGAUAAUAUAUUAGAGCAAAAGAAAUGUGUUGAUUAAUGAUAGUAAGUCCAAAUGUUUUUAGCUUAUCACUACAGUCUUUGCAGCAUACGUGAUAAAAUUGUGAUAUACGUGCGGUAAAGUCUGUAUAAGUACACGAUUUAUUAGCACCAGCUAGUUUUCAGUUGUAGUCAAUGAGCUGAAGCAAUAAUCAGCAAGCAAUAAAGAUAAAAGAGUACAAA